UUAUCUUCAUUUAACUGAAUAUUUUUGAAGAUUACAGGACAGCUAUUUUGUCCAGCUUGUCUCAAUUUGAGUUGGUCUCAUGUGUCUUCAAUGCUGAAAUCAGGCUGUGCAUUUUUGGCAGGAAUGUCACUGAGUGACACUAUGUCCUGCUCAGAGCAUCAUGUCAGGUGGUGCAAGAUGUUGGUUUGUCUCAACACUGGUGUUGUCAAUAUUGUACUAUUAAUAUUGACUAAUGUAUUAUUAAUAUUGUUAAUAUUGACUAAUCUUGUGAUGUUCAUCCACCACAUUUUGUUCUUGUGAAGUUUACUAUUCUUCAUUUUGUAAUUAACAGGUAAUUAGUGGGGAGGUAUUUUAGAGCAUGUAAAUAUCCUGUUUCUCAUAUUUCAUUCACUAGUUUUUAGUAUCUAUUUACCAUUUUUAACUCUACCAUUCCUUCUAUACACAUUAUUAGGAUCCCUGCUGACAGAAAUAAUAUUUUCUUCUCCACUAAUAAUUUAUAAAUAUAUCACUAUGAGGUUUUAGAUUCUUACUUCUCUCAAUUCAUUAGCAUUAUUUCUCUUAAUGCCCAAAAUGUCCCAGCGUUGAACAGUGGCAGUCCUUUUAAACUGGCUUCUGUUUCUUUUCCAUGUGUCCCUAUGAUUCUUGGAGCAUUUUCUUACGUUUUGGGGAAGUAUGUGAUUCUUUUCUCAGGUAACAAGGAAUGAAUGAUGAAGGGGGAAAAUGCAAGUUCUGAAGGCUACUUUAUUCUACUUGGUUUUUCACAUUGGCCUCAUCUGGAAGUAGUUCUCUUUGUGUUUAUCUUGAUGUUCUACUUGAUGACAUUGAUAGGCAACCUCUUUAUCAUUGUCUUGUCAUACCUGGACGCCCAUCUCCACACUCCCAUGUACUUCUUCCUCUCAAACCUCUCUUUUCUGGAUCUCUGCUACACCACCAGCUCCAUCCCUCAGUUGCUGGUCAAUCUCUGGGGCCCAGAAAAGACCAUCUCUUAUGCCGGUUGCAUGACUCAACUUUACUUUGCCCUUGCACUGGGAACCACAGAGUGUGUCCUCCUGGUGGUCAUGUCCUAUGACCGUUAUGCAGCUGUCUGUAGACCCUUACAUUACACCGUGCUCAUGAACCCUCGUUUCUGCCACCUGUUGGCUGUGGCUUCCUGGGUCAGUGGCUUUACCAACUCAGCACUUCAUUCCUCCUUUACCUUCUGGGUCCCCCUCUGUGGACAUCGCCAAGUGGACCAUUUCUUCUGUGAAGUUCCAGCACUGCUGCGAUUAUCGUGUGUUGAUACCCGUGCUAAUGAGCUGACCCUCCUGAUCACAAGCUCCAUUUUUGUUUUCAUACCACUCAUCCUGAUUCUCAGCUCAUAUGUUACCAUUGCCCGUACUGUGCUGAGGUUGCAGUCAUCAACCAGACUUCAGAGACUCUUUGGAACAUGCGGAGCCCAUCUUAUGGUUGUGUCCCUCUUUUUCAUUCCAAUCUUGUGCAUAUAUCUGCAGCCACCAUCAGGAAGUUCUCAAGAACAAGGCAAGUUCAUUGCCCUUUUUUAUACUGUUGUCACACCUAGCCUCAACCCUCUAAUCUACACUCUCAGAAACAAAGAUGUAAGAGGGGCAUUAAGGAGACUAGUGGGACAGGAGAGGCCUGCGCACUCAUGACCUUCACAGGACAACACAGUGUCUCCUCAGUAAGGACUUGUCUGCAUAUAUCCAUCGUCUUCUCUUCCAUUUACUCACUCAGCACCAGUGGAGUGUG
Molecule: messenger RNA, 1746 nt
Organism: Felis catus (domestic cat)
Lineage: Eukaryota; Metazoa; Chordata; Mammalia; Carnivora; Felidae
Product: olfactory receptor 2J3-like
Exons: 1
Coding region: 705-1649 (314 amino acids)
Biological process (GO): G protein-coupled receptor signaling pathway
Cellular component (GO): membrane
Molecular function (GO): olfactory receptor activity; G protein-coupled receptor activity
Source: RefSeq, a predicted model, not a curated record